Cinara cedri is the source of this 18659-nucleotide messenger RNA. NCBI's taxonomy places the organism in Eukaryota, Metazoa, Arthropoda, Insecta, Hemiptera, Aphididae. The record is from the annotation of a GenBank genome assembly.
AUGAUGACAGGAAAAUGUGAACCGGACUCUUUGCCCGUCGUACCGCUGUCAACCGAGACGUUAGCCUCCGCUGGAAUCCACGACAACAACAAUAACGCGUCUUCCGCAGCGACCUGCACACCGUCGUCGCCAGUCACGGCCACCGUGCAUCCGUUUAGCAAGAGGGAAUCCGCGAUCGUCACCAGCUCUUCGCUGAUAUUUUCACAGUCUUCUAAUCAAAAGGAUGGUAAAAGGGUAAUAAUAUAAUAUAUCAUAAUAUUGUUAUUUACACUGUUGUUUUUGUUGAUGGGGUUUUUUUUUUUUUUUAAUAUUUUAUUUAUUUAUUUAAAUUGUAUUACAAUAUUGGGUACACGCAAUCGGUCGCGGUAUGCCGAACUCGAUUAUUAUUAUUAUUAUUAUUAUUGUAUACAUUAUAAAAUAUAGUUUUGAGUCGUUUGAUUAGGUACCUAUACGUCCUGUAUAUUAUUACGAUAAGAUAAUGAAUACUACUAACGACAUUACCGAGACAGGACUGACGGUUUAGUUUUUUUUUUUUUAGGCUCGGAACAUAAAUUGAAAUCGUCGUAAGGUCGGAGAGAAAUAAACGUGUGCAAUUAUUAUAUAUUAUAAUUACGUACCUUUUUUUUUUUUUUAAAAACGUAUGCCUACCGAAAGCCCGUGGCUCCCGAAAUCGACGUGUUAUUAUUAUAUACGUAUAAUAUAGUUACCGCAGGUGCUUAUAAUAUAUUAUAGAUAAUAUAAUUAUAUUAUGCUAAUUAGUUUUAACUGAAUAAACGGACGACGUAUACGUUUCCACGUAUUCGCGCGGUGUACAAUGUAUACACACUAUACAUCUAGUGCGUAGUAUUACUAAUACGAAAUAUUCCAAAACCGGAGUGCGACUCCUUCCCGGUUCCCGCUUUCCCUGUAACACGUUAUAUAGGUGCUAAAAUGCACUGCACACGAUACAGCGUAGUACUAUUAUGCCUAUGCGCCGCGUGUUGCAUUUUUCCGUACUGACGGCCACUAUUUCAUACCGACCAGAAAACGUUUAUUUUCGUUCGCAGCAUCGCCUAUACGCGUUACGAAAUCGAAUAAUCGAUGUACAAUAACCUAUAUAAUGUACGAAGAAACUUACUUAUAGUUGACAAUUGUUAAACGAUUCGCGUGGAUAUAUAGAUAAUAUGUGAAAACGGUUUCGAAAAAAUCAAUCGCUCAGUUUGCCUAUAUUAUGCUUAUGUAUAGCAAAAUAAUAUACCGAUUGUAUACGAUUCGAAAUCGCAAUAGAAUCGAGCAUGGUACGUUUUUGUAGUUCUACCCUCCCUAUCCCUCCUACCGGGAAUAAUCUAACCCUACUACGUUGUUACGGGUUAUUUCUUAUCGCGAUUAGUUUUUUUUCGUUCACCUGGAAGUCGGGAAACACUGCUAUUUGGUAAAUUUCGGUCAGGUCAAUUAAUUUAUGGUGUUUUACGUGAAUAAUACACAACUUUCAUUUUCCGGUGAUAAUAUUAAUAUGAUGUUAUACCUACGUAUAAGUAUACGGACUAGAGUCCCGGUUACCGCGUGACUGCGAAAAUUCGAAAAACGAAGAUAACAAUUUGUAUUUCUAUACGAUGUGUAGUCUAUUUGAAAUCCAGUAUUUCGAAUUUCGUUUAAUAUGAUAUAGCUGAUAGUUUGUAUUUGAUCUUAUAAUUAAACAAAAAUAUUAUAUUGUACCGUAAAAAAAAAACUUGCCGAGCUCUCCGGAUCGUUUAAAUCUCUUGUAAAAAAAUGCAGCACAUGGUGAAAUGCGCACGUACAACGAUUCUAAUAUGAUAAUAUCACGCAUUAUCCAUACAACAUUUCGUAUGUGUAAUAAUAUUAUGAUGGUUUUUUAUAUCUGGGCUUUGCGUAUUAACAAAAUAAUUAUUACUUGACAUAUUUUUAUAAUUUUUAUCGGAUGGUUAUUUUUCAACGGCAUUGUUUAAAAUGGCGCUUUCCCGGAAGACUAAAAUGAUUGUACAUAGAGGAAAUAAUACGAGGGCUUGUGAAGUAAACGAAGAAAAGGCAAUGUAUGCAGUGAUGGAACUGAUGGAAGUUGUGAAGGGCGAAAAUCAGGGUAUUCGACUCCAAUUGCGAAUGAUAAAGGUGAAGAAGUUUAGAGAAAGCUAAAAUAGUUGUACACACAGAGAAAUCUGUAAUGGAGUUUUGGCCGUAUCGGUAUAUUGUAAUAUUAUUUUGUUAUCAAGACUAUUAUAAUAAGUAUUCUAUGCAUUACAUUAAAUACAUAGAGAGCGGUCCUCUUACCACAAAAUAUAGUGAUUGGCUACGAACAUUUCGCAGAGUGAAUUUGAUUUUGGUUUAUUUCGGUCAUUUUAUUAAAAAUCGUUUAAUAUUAGUUACAAUAUUUUGUUCGAAAAUAUUUUCGUGAACACAGAAUGUAUUGACUUUUGAUUUACAAAUAUAUAACGACCAACAUUCGAAAAGAGAAUAAUUUUCUAAAAAUGUUCAUAUUCCGCAUAACACUAUGGUCCAUAAUAUCGGAUAUCAAUGCAUUGUUUAUGACGAGUUAAAACCAGUUGAAAAUUUGGGCCGGAUGCAGCGCCGCAACAACCCAGGGUGCUGUGGGUGCAAGUAGCGGGGCGACGCGAAGGCAGUUUUUUGACUCCCGGGACUAAAAUCAGUGGGUGGCUGGGUUUGUGCGUAUUAGUGUAAUGGUACGAAAUUGGAGUAUAGGACUUAGUAGAGGAAUAUAGAUGAAUAGAUAGGUUUUUCAAACUAUAAGUUAGGUUAUUAUUAUAAUAAAUAAAAUCUCAAUAAGACUCGUAAAGUAAAAUAUCUCGCGCCACCACUAGGUGCAAGACAUGCCAUUGGGCCAUAGACGUCAUUAUGGGGUAUCGAAGAGUAGUAAUUGAUACCCUACCAAUUUUAUCGGGAUUACAAAUUGUUACCCUAUGAGUAAUUUUUAAAAUAAAAGUACAAUUUUCUUGCUUUUUCUCAUAACACGACCACACGAAUGUAAUAACCAAUAGUUAUACUCUCGAGUGUAUUGAAUUUGAACGUACAUAAAGACCAGUCAACUGAUUACUCAUAUUUCUAAAUUUAUUUGAUAUUUUUGACUAGGACUUGAUAUAUGAUCUAUACUGACUAAUGAAGUGAGACAAACUUCAUUAAACCACAACUGAAUUAAAAAUAGUAUACAAGAUGUUUCCUACUCCGUGAUUUGACUUCAAAUGACACCUAUGCAUUGGGCCUCUGUUAAAUCUUAACGAUGGGCCGAAUAGUGCUUUUUAAUAUAUUGGUUAUUAGUUAUUUUCGAUUAUUUAUCUGUAUUUUGUUAAGGUCUUUUCGGUAUGUGGCCCAUAUAAAAUGGGUUUGUACUCCAACGGACGACGUCCCAAAUGUACGCUAAGUUGUAUCAGUGGCCAGCGUAGUAUAAUAAAUUGCAUACCGUCAUUAGAUAACAAUUAACUAUUUCUCCGAAUAGAGUUUUAAACUGAUAUGUUUAGUAAAAUCUUGUAAACGGUACAACCCAAUGGGCGCCCGAAGGAAAUUUAUCAGGGUGGGGCAGUGUCUUAGUAAAAAUUUGAAUGACCUUUUUUUUCUUUUUUUUACGUAUAACCCUAAAUAAGAACUUACCUGGGCUCUUUGAUGACCUUAGGAAGUGGUACAAUAAAACCGAACGCCAAAAAUUAUAUAAAUUUGAAAUUUUGCAAUUCAGGGAAGGCAAAUAUCCCUCCGAGCGCUCAUGGUGCAUCAUAUUAUAUAUUAGAUAAUAAUAGUUAUGUAUAUAAAUUAAAAAAAAUCUAUUCUCUUUUCGAAUCAGAGUUCUAAAAUAAGAGCCGCUAUUUGAAAAUCAAUAGUUGAUAUGCGUUCAUACCAUACGUAAUAAGAGUAGAAUUUUGUCAAAAUUAUAAAUAUGAUCGUUAGAAGAUUCUACAGAAUGUCUGAAAAAUCAAAUUUACUUAAAAUUUCUAUAAUUCAUCAAAUAAUUUAUUAAGAUUCGGAUUUAUAAUAAUUGUGUACGAUUUACGAAUAUAAAAAUACAUUAUGAAAGUUAUUAUGUUGAUUUAAUUAUACGAUAGUAUCCAAAUAGUUAAAAAAAAAAACAUAUGCUCGGCUUGUACGUGCUCCUGUGUGAUGCAAGGUGUCCUCGUGCCGUCGAAUUCAGUUUAAAAUUCUUUUAAUAAUAUUAAACAUAUAAUAAUAUAAAACACAAAAAAAGGAUCAUUUGUUAAAAUAUACAAGAGGAGCGUAACAAAGUCUCUUUUUCUAGCGGAGGAGAGGCGAUUUCGACCAUAUUUCUGACAGACUAUAACAAAAGACAUAUUUCUUAUACUCCUUCGACUAUUGUAUAAAUUAAAAGGACUUUGUAUACCCGCACAUGUCGUCUUCGUCCAAGCUUUUUAACAAACAUUAACAUUGCUGUAAUUUUUUUGUACGGCAAAUUUUGAACGAUAGCUACACGUACAGCCUUGGGAAUUAUUAUCCUUUUAGAAUUUUUGUUAUUUGUGUUUAAAAUCUGAUUUCUGCAACUUAAGCGCUAUAAUUUGUGUUCUAAGUAACGUAAUUUUGCUACUCGUUGGUUAGUUUGCUAACCAACGAGACCAACUAACUAAAGAGUUUGCUCUUUGGUCGGGAUAGUAAAUGCGGGUCUGAAUGCGUCCUCAUAAUCCGAAUAUAACGUACCGAAAAAAAUUAAUUUGUUAUUUAAAAAAUACGAACGGCAUUUAACCGAGUUCGGGUUUUGGGAAGCAAACCGUCCCUUGAUCAAUCGCCGCUUACAAUAACCGUGUGUUUUGAAAGACGGCUCGAAAUUUCGCGAUGAAAAUCGCCACUCGGCAUUCCUGGGCCGCGACGACGGCGACGUUUAGAGCAAAAACAUUGACGAUACCGACAAUAUUGCAACGAUCCACAGAAAAACUAUAUUAUUAUUUUUAAAUUUUUUUUUUUAUACGUAUGUAUUAUUAUUAUUAUUAUUAUUGUACAGUUCUGUGCGUACGCGGCAUUGCGCGGCGGCGGCGGCGGCGUGCCCACGAAACCGGGUAGACGAGUCUCUGACUUCCGCCCGCCCACCGCCGCGGGCGCGGUACGGGUGUCGUCGUCGUUGUCGGCGGCACGUACAGUCGAGAUGACGCGGCGGGCGGUACGGUUGGCAGCGCGGCGGUUAUAAUAAUAAAACCGAUCCCGGCGGCUAGCCGGUCGAGUUAACGUGCGCGCGCGCGCCGCCGCCGCCUUUUAUGUGUGCCUACGCGUGUGAACAUUUUCGUUCCCCUCGCCGCGCGCGCUUUCGGUCGGCCACGCUCGCGCCGCGUGUGUUUGUGUACGCGUAUAUAUACGUGUGCGUGUGUGUGAUAUCUGGUCGUCCGUGCUGCCGGUAAUAAUUGCAGCGGCGGUGGCGAUGUCGGCAGCAGGCGAGAAGGGUUUAUGUAACGCGUGUGCGUGUGUAUAAUCGCGGCGGCAUGGCGAGGAACGUUGUGCGGGCGCGAGUUUGUGUGUGCGCGCGCGCCGCGCGUGUGUGUGCGUGUGUGCGUGUGUAUGUGCGCGCGAGCGCGCGCCGUGUAUAUACGCCGAACGGCGGCGGCGGCGGCGGCGUUGUUUGUUGUUGUCUGCGUGUCUACCGGACCUUCUAAAUCGGGACUCGGAGCGUGCGGGCGGCCGCCGCGCCGAGGGAAACUACACUACACGCUACUACUCGCCCGCUCGCGUGUUCGCGCCGCCGCCGCCGCCCCUGUUCCUCUUCGGGCACCGCGCCGCGCUUUUCUCCGCCACCCGCCGGUACACCGCCACCGCCACAAGGACGCGCUCGUCCGUGACCAUCUAGACAAACAUUGGUUGCUAAACGUGCCGCUCGGUUACACACACACACACACAUCUAUGACUACCGCCGCCGUCGUUGGCGCUACGCUACUACGAACGUCGGGCGGGUGGCACACCGCGCCUCAAUUUUUUUUUUUUUCCGUAUUAUUAUUAUGCACAAACGCGCACACGUAACAAUAAUAAUAUUGUACGAUUUUAGAUUAUGAGCGGAGCGAAGAAGCUUAUAGUUUUACAAAGAUGUUUAUUUUUUUCUAUCUGUGCGCAACUUUUUUACCAAAAGACAUGCUCGAAUUUCUACGUGUAGCACCUUUUCUGAAAGGAAAUCGGCGUUUUUUUUAUUGCUGCUGUUCUAUCGGACAUCGCGUUCCGACUUCCAAUUAUACCUAUACGCCAGUGGCGUAAAUACCUUGUAGGCGACGUGGACGAACGCCACGGUCUAGACCAGGACGACUUUUCGGUUAGGCCCUUUAGGACCUUUCGGAUAAUAUUUUGCCACUGACAUUAGAAAUUCUAGUUACGCCACGUCUAUACACAACCCGAUACAAUAAUAUGUAACGUUCUGCAAAAGCGAGACUUUUAUUUUAGACAUGUUCCCCGUUUUUGUUUACUUUCUGUGAUGUACCGAAAAUAUUCCAUCAAUGACGAUAACGUUGGGGUCUUUUUCGCAUUUCGCUCUAGAGCCCAAAAAAAUGUUCGAUUUAACAAUAAUUGUACACGGUUUUUAUUUGGCGCUUAUCGUUUAGACGCAUUAAUCUUUUCAUUAUACUGUCUAUGACAAAAAAAUAUUUAGUGGCUAUAUUAAACCGCGCGUUUGAACCUAAAAAUCGAUAUAAAUUUAAAAUAUUUUACUACUCAGAUAACGUUUCGAUAAUUCGUAUAUACAAUGUUAGACUGUUCUCAUCGAAAUAAUUCCACAAACGUUUUUAUAUUUUGUCAGUCAGUAUAUUAAAACGUGAACCGAUUAAAUGGAAUUUUGGUGUUUUUUCGUACUAGAGUAACUUCGGGUGUGAAUGUGGGAUAGGCCUAUAGAAUCGAACGAAAUUAUAUUUAUUACCCGCAUUGCUGUAUUUACUCUGUAAUGAGAACGCAAUAUAAUAGUACAUUUCAGUCUUUGGGGGAGGUGGGGCAUGUACCCCAGUAGUUCCGAUUUUAUUGAUGCGGUCGGAUGUGUGCAGAGAGAGCAACGAAGUUUUCUGUACGGUCGACGGUCGUCACCCUGCACUCGAAAAAGCCCCUUGGGGCCCUGCAGUGGCGCACGCGGGAUUUGUCCGGCAUGGAGGCAUAUUGUAAUAAUGAAGUGUGUAUAUUUAACAGAAGAGAAUAAUAUAAGGCCGUGUUCGGACUUUUUUUUUUUUGUCUGAAGGGGGAACAGGGACGGGUGAAAAACAUUUAUACUGUAAUUUUAUUCAACAUAGGUACUGAAUUUAGAUUUUGAUAUUUGAAUAAAGACAAAAAUCAAUUUGUAGUAGAAGAUUCGGAAUAUUAUUACCGGCCUAAAAUUAAGUAAAUUCAUUGAAAGUUUCUAUAUAUAUAUAUAUAUAAAAUUUAAAUUGUUAAAUUAUAUCAGUAUAAACUAUAAAUUAUUAAACAGUAUAACGUACCUUUGGAAGUUCAGAAAAAUAGUUUGACGAUGUAUUUUUGAUAUCUCGUUUAAUUUAAACUGGGUUUAUAAAUAGACGAUCUGGCGGAUAACGGAAUUUUAUAUUAAAAAAAUAUUUUUAAUUUACGCAAAUUUAAUAUUGUCGUUGUCGGCCGUCGCCGACCGCCCUUCGGUAUCAAUCGUGUGGCCGUCCAUCAAUAACAAUCUAUUAUUAGAACUUGAAAUAAUAUUGUCUUACGGUAUAAAACAAUAAAUCGUUAAUUUAACUGGAAUUUUAACCAUUUACGGCCGAAAAUAUUUUUGACGAUAUAAAAAUAAAUAAUUAUUUUAAACGUUUUUGGAAUAUUGAGAAUAUUUCGGAGAGGGUUCCGGCCCUCUCCGAAAGGGCUUUCAGAUACGGUCUUGGAGAACAAACGAGUUCAAUAAUAAUUUAUAGUUGUUUUUUCUAAACUCAGGUAUUAGAUUAUAGGCUGUGUUGGUGGAAAGGGACUCGUUACUUUUAUAGGAACGAGACACGGAACGCGUACGUUUUUAAAAUAAAACGGGAAACAGUUCAUAUUUACGAGGAACGCGAAACUUUGUUUCUUUUUUUCGUUUCUUAAUUUCCGCAUAAUAUUUACAAUAUGAUUACUGUUAGGAACGCAUAUGCAUAAUGCAAAAUCAAUCACGAAAACCUAUGAUACGUAUAUUAUAUUUUAACAGCAAAUCGAAUAUCAGUACAUAUUUACAGUUGAAGAAUAUACACAAAUCGGGGUUCGGAUUCGGCACUAGGUAAAAACAAAAACAAAAUACGAUUAAAAGAACAAGUUGUAUAUACGUGUGUAAGGGACGCGAGAAACGGGAACAAAGUCGUUUUUCACGGUAUCGACGGGAACAAAUUCCAUUUUAAAAGAAACUUUCCGAACGCUACGGGAGCCAGGUUAUAGGUUCAAUAGUAUCACCGUCACAACGUUCCCGAACAACGAAAAUAUCGCGGAUAUCCGGAAUUAUUACCUUGUGGUACACCGGAAAUACCGAUCAGCCUUUGUGUAGCAUAAUAUUAUAAAAUAUAUAUUAUUAUAAUAAUAAUAAUUAUCCUUAUUUUUUUUUUUUUUUUAAACCCCGUACUUCGGGCAUAAUACACCCGGGAGUGUCAUUAUAUCGGCCCCACCGCGCGCGCGCGCGGACUGUUUCGCCCCGUGUUUAUCCCGGUAUCCGGUCGAUGACUCGUUUAUCAGAUAAAAUCGAUAGUCUAAUUUUUACGCCGAUAAUAAUAAUUAAAUGUAUUGCAAAAAUAAAGAAUAGGGUCAAUGAUCGUAUUAUUGUAUGUAUAUUAUAAUAUAUAUAUAGACAGAGUUUAAAAUACAAUUGUGUGUACCUAUAUGAUUCGAAAUACGCCGCGCCUGUAUCAGAAAAUGGACAAAUUGGGGAUAAAGUUAUUGACGGGAACGGACGCGUUGUACAAUAUUAUUUUGUUGCUGCGUCGUCGUAUUAUUAUGUUUUCCCAAAUACCUUAGAGCGAAUUAAUAAUUCCUACGGUUCUAAUAGUAACGCGACAAAAAUAAAAACUAUCAUUUAUUUGAAAACGUACGGUUUAUAUUCUAAUAUUGUGUCACGAAUUCGCGCGAUUGUCAUCUGCGAUGCGUUUCGCGUAGAUCGGGGUUUUUUUUUUUUUUUUAUCUGUUUUCCGUAUACGAUGCUAAUGAUAACAAUGAUAAUAUAAAUAAUAACAACGACUGCAGCGACGACGCGAACACCUCUUGUCACUCGGCGGGUUAUUAUUUACUUUGUACCCGCCCGCGACCGUCGGAUCGGCGGCAUCGGCGGCGGCAGAGGUGUUGGCGUGUGCUUUGCUUUCGUCGACAGCGAAGUGACGGCUGCGACCUCGGCACGCGCGCUUUGCGGACCACUGGAUGGCCGUGCGGUCUGCUCGUUAGCAAAGGCGGCAGCUUGUUAAGACCCGGUCACGCUAAAAGCGGCGGCCACCGACGCUGCGGCCCGCCCCGGUGCCGGCGUUUCGUUCCCGAACCGUCUUUCACGCCGAACAAAAUGUAUUGUUUUCAAAGCGGGGCUUCGGCCGAUUUCGAUCGAACGAAAAUGCAAGUACUCUAAAAUAGCACAAGUCCGUUUUCGGGGUUUUGUACGCUCUGCAACGAAACGAAUUUAUGUAACGGCCGAUAUUACGACUCGCGAUAAAUUUAUCGUAAAUCGUCGUUCGCUAUGUAUUAUUGUACAAUUUGUAAAUGCGUUUAUGGAAUUUUCCAUUGUUGUUUGCAACUAAAAAACUUCAAAAGUCAACCGCCAUAUCGUAUUAACUGCUAACUGUUCAUUUUGUCCGUGUAAAAUCGAAUUGAGUAGGGGGUUCGCAUACAUCCGGACAAGACACUGGCGCGUGUCCACAAGAGUGUUUACAGUGUUAUUAUAUAGGUAUAACGUGUACAGUACAGUACCUAUAUAUACUUGGCAUGUUGACACCGAGUGGUGUAAUUAUCGCGGUCCGAUUCAUAAUACCUUUACUAAAAAAAUAAGUCGCUGACGUUCGAGCCGCCAUUCAGCAUAAUAAUAUCCGUCACGGUCCCUUAUAUAAUACUGUAUUUUACGACGAUUCGUUUGAAAAGAAAAUAUCUGCGUCACAUAAAUUUCGUCGAAAACCGACGUACCGGUGUGUUUGUUAUUAAUUAUUUUAUUGUUUCUCUAAUUUGUCACUAAGAAAAAAAAUCACCGAGAAUAUCAAAACAAAAUGUAUACCAAAUGUAUUCGAUAUAUAGGAAUAAGUCUUAGUUAGAAAUCGUGUUUGGAAAAGAGACGCGAAAAAAGUUUUGAUUUUUUUCGUCGCGAUGAAAUAUCGUCGACUGGCCCUGGGCACCUGCCUAGACAUUUCAAAAAAAAAAAAUCUCAACGUGAAAACGCGAUCGAAAAUAUGUUAAAAACAAUAAUAAUGUUCGGAGCGUCGAGAAACGCUGGAGGAGGCGCCCGGUCGGCGCGUGAACGUAUUUACGGUACCGUGUCGUCGCCACCGCCGCCGUGUGGGUAGUGUCGGAACGUGUCGGCGGCGGCGGUGGACCCAAAACGGCACGACGACGACGACGACGUCAAGUCACGGCACACGGAUAAACCCCCGACGGCGCGCGGAUCCGUUCCCCGCCGCCUCCGACGCACGUCGCCGCCACACGCGCGCACACGCUCCCAACAGUACCUAUAUAGUCGUCGCCGUCGUCUGCCGACCGGUCGCGGCCGCACUUUGCGUGUGUGCGCGCCCGUGCAUAAAUCAUGUGGCCCGGUCCGUCUCGCGUCCCCGUGGGCACGCCGUCGCCGGUUCCGCGCGCACGCCUAGCCCUCUGCGGACGCCGCCGAGGACUACUAUUAUAAUAUUAUUAUAAUAUACGCCUCCCUCGGAAAAAAAAAAUUAUCAUUAUGCCCGAAUAUUUAUUAUCGAAAAUUGUAUUUUUUUUUUUUUUUUUUUGUUUUCUUCAAAUAAUAUAUCGUAAAUACCCACGCUACGAAUAAAAAAAAAGAACUGCUCGUGGUCAUGCGUACAUACGUAAGCCGCGAUUUUGGCACGUACAUUUUCCGUUAAUAUAUUAUAUCCGUUGACAGUACCUAAGCAGUAUAUUAUUGGCGAUUUUCACGAUCUAAAAUUCGCGACUGAAUUUUUCGAUUGGUGAUCAAUCAGCAAGUCUUCUAAUCGAAAUCGUGUCAGUUACAGAACAAAAAGCACACGUCGUAGUAAAAACCAAUACAUUCCUUCGUAGAGUUCACCGAUAUUAAAAAAAAGUCAACACCAACAUUUGUUUAAAGCUAAAACUUUAUCUAUUUAUAGUUUUUUUAAUACGAGUUGCUAUUUUAAAACUAAAAUAAAUAAUUAAUAAGUGAAUUUUACUCCCAAAACUAAUGGUAUAUAACAAAAAAUAACGUUGAUGUAACAUUUUAGAGUUGCUUGUUUCUAAAAACUGUCUAAAAAAGUUAAUACUACCCGACAAUACGAUUCUCCUGAUUUAUACAUUGAUCUUUUUUUAUUAGGACCCCUGAUAAUAGUAAUUCGUUUUAGUAUCAGAAAGAUCCGAAUAUUUUAUUUUAGAUUCUGAGCAGAGCGAGCAAUGUAUUGGUUUUACAAUGAUAAUUUUUUUUUUUUUUUGUGAACAACUUUUUCACUAGAAAUUUUGAUCUGAUUUUCAAAUGCAACACUUUUUCUGAAAAGAAAUUUGACUGGAAUGGUACUUUAAGGUGGUCAUUUUUUGAUGUUCCCAGGGGUUUUCAUAAUAAAUGGGAAAAUUUACGAAAUGUAUUAUUGUCCAAAUCGUAAAUAUUACGAUUCAAAACAUUCAAAACAUGUAUAACCGAACUCCGGCCAGAAUCGUUUUUCUUUAGCAAUGAUUAAUCAUUGCGUAUAGAUAUACAUUAAAUUUCCCCUCUAUCUUCCCAACUUUUCACCUACAACGGACACCCAUCAUUCGAAGUAUGUCCGUUUUGUUUUUAUUCACAAAUCAUAUAGUGCCUUAAUAUUAUAGUUUUCCUUUGGUCCCCAUUAGCCUAUGUUUAGCCCUGAAUCGGUCAUUAUUAAUGGCGAGUUUCUAUACUUUUUAUUUUCGUAUUAUAUGAAGAACGAUAAUUUUUUUAAAAACAGAGGCUCUACGAAAAAGAACACAAUAAAAGCUCCAUUGAUCAUAUUUUGCAUUAAUCGUGUAGGUGCACUGUACACAAAACCUUUUUUUUUUGUUUUGGUAAAGUACCCGUUCGUCCUACUCCAAACAUGUUGCAAAAAUAUUCAGUAGUUUUAUAGGUUUUAGCCGUUUUCAGUACAUACUAACAAUAAAUGCCUAUAGUUGACUAAAUAUUACAUAAUAUGGUAUUUACAAAAAAAUGUACCUGAAAGAGCAUAAUAUUUUGAGUUAGCCGUAGAGUAAAAACAAAUUUUAAGUGUAUUUAGUAUACAUCUAGUAUCUAAAUUUGGUAUGGCAUUUUUGUUUUUUUUUUGACCCGAAACUACGAUCCAACUACGCCUUCCUGUAAGUUGUUUAGAGUACUUUUUUUUUAGUAUGCGUGUGCCACGGUUUCGAAGAAAAUCCCAUGACACACCGUGGAUCAUCAAUAUUUUGUUUUUUAUAAUAAUUGUUAUAUAAUUUUUCUAAUUUCGUCAAAACAUAUAUUUAAAAAAAAAUCAUUUNAAAUCCCAUGACACACCGUGGAUCAUCAAUAUUUUGUUUUCAUUCUAAUUUCGUCAAAACAUAUAUUUAAAAAAAAUCAUUUAUUGAUUUCUAUUUCGCCCUAAACAAAUAGAUAUUUUUAGACAUUGUUUUUUUUAAUACUUUAUUCCAUGUUAAAUACUAUUUUUAAUUAAUCAAUUUUGUAAUAGUUACUAUCAGAUAACUUACGAAUAGGUAGAUUUUUAUUUCACAUAAUAUAAUAUGUUUGAAAUUCCAAUAACUUUAUGGUCUUAAUAAUGUUUUGUCUCAAUAUAUCUAAGUAUACAAUUCGAGGUUUAUUUUUUUUAAAAAAAACCUCGUUUUUUACUUUUACUAUGUUUUAGACACUGUAUUUAUUUUUUUUUUUAAAUUUAUAAUACGAUCUUUUUUGGGAUUUUUAACUUACCUCCAUUAUAGCUGCAAGUAUCAUAUAAUAUAAUAAUAAUUUUGCAUUAAAAAUGUUUAAUCGAUUGUCACAUACCUAUUAAACAUCACUAUUUAAAAUAACUUUAAAUUGAUAAAUAUAGUGUUUACUAAACAUAAUAAUAUUUGUAGGUAGUCAGAAACUAGUGGUUCACACAAGACCUGUAGAAUUUCAUCAAAAUUGACGGAGUUAUAUAUCUUGACAUACAGAUGGAAAUGACGAAAUUAUAUGGGUUCCAUUUUUGCCAUUUUGGCAACCCUAAUAAUCAUUUUGUCGAACAAUAUGUUCUGAUAUAGUGAUGAUAUUUAUUAUGAAUGGUUAGAAAAUCCCGGAAAAUAAUCAUAUGGACUGUAAAUGUCGACUGUAAUCGGCCGGAAAAAUAAAUGCUCUGAACACAAUAUUCUGAUUUUCAUAUUAAUGGGGAGAAACCAAAAAAAAUUAUUGGAAAAGUGGACAAAUAUUUAAGACACCCCACUGCAAUGAAUCAUCAUUUUCAAUUUGUACGCAUUGUAUUUUCUACCAGAAAUAUUGUUUUAAUCAGAAACCCAUACGACAUCUUCGUUUCAUUUUUAAUCUAGUUCGUAUAUAGGGAAGUGGGUUUUAGAUUUUUCCGUAUAGUUUUUAUAACACAUUGACGGACAUUACUACUAUAGCAGUGAUAUGGAAAAUAUAUUACGUCAAUACUGCUUGAAGCAGUAAUCUUUCCAAUAAUAUCAAAUCAUAGAUAACAGUGAACUGCCACAUUAUCAGUUUUUUUUAUACAUAGGUGUAUAAAACUGAGAGAAAAAAAUUGUAUUUUUAGCGCAUUCCUCUUUGUAUGAUAUCGCUGCGAAGCUAUUUUAAAAUUCAAUAAAGGUUUUUAUGUGACAUGUUUUAUACAGAUGAAUAUUUCGUGACAUAUAAUAUACAUUUUGUGAGAUUCUUAAGUCGAUAAUAAUAUGCCCCCUCUAAUUUCCUAACUAUAUACAUUUUGAAAAAAUUAAAAAAAAUAGCUUUUGAAAUAUACUUCUAACGAAAAUCAUUUUGAUAAAAUAUGUUAAUAUUAAACAAAAUAUUUAAACCCUAUAUUAUAUAUUAUUUUAAUAUUAUUAAUAUAUGUUUACUCUAUAUAUAUUACGAACCCAUGAAGGCCUAAAUUUAUACGUGCAUAAUUAUGAUACACACUUGGUCAGUUUUAUAAAUCGUAUUUUAGUACACUUCUUACAAAUUUAAAAUUAAUAUAAUAUACGCAUCAUAUAAGUGUUAACAAAAUUCGUUUUUAUAAUCGUUUAUAUUUUAAUCAUUAUUUUUCAGGCUAACAAACCACUAAUGGAGAAACGAAGACGUGCAAGAAUAAAUCAAUCGCUAGCGCUUUUGAAGACUCUUAUUUUAGAUUCUACCAGAACAGAAGUAAACCUAUACCUUUUAGUUUUAAAUUUAUAUUUUAAACCUCUGGACGACAUUCGUGUAUAUUUUCAGAAUACCAAGCAUUCGAAAUUGGAAAAAGCUGACAUAUUAGAGCUUACAGUACGCCAUUUACAACGACAAAAAGUCCUGAGCUCAGAUGUCAGGGAUAAAUAUCGGGCCGGCUUCCAAGAAUGUGCUAGAGAGGUACGUAAGACUCUAUCACCAACCCACUUAGAAUACUACAGUGCGUUCGACUCACGCGUUAGGGCUGUGUGAUUAUAUUUUUAUUUCCAAAUAAACUAUUUGCAUACAAUUAAUCCAUAUAAUCGAUUUUAUAAUUUAUUAUUAUAAUCGGUUAUAGUUUAUACAUAAAUUGUAAUAAAUAUACAUAUAUAUAAACUAGGUAUGUUUUUCCCCUCUCACUCUCUGGCCUAUAAUAUCAGGGAAUGUGGUUACGUAUGGUACGCCGUCCAUUAGUUUGUAGGUCCAUGCCCAUAUCCAAUUUGUAUGUACCUUAUAAAUUAUAAAGUAUAUGUUUAAUAUAAAAUCAGUGGCGUCGAAAUCAACAGUCAAGGGUGGCGGUCACUACCUAUCUUUUAAUAGUUGGGUGGUGGUGGUGUAUUCAUGAUUGGUACCUGAACCAUAUUUUUUUUAUCGAAUUUGUACAUAUAAAAUAUUAAUUAAAAGUUUUGUGUGGGAGUUUGUUUUUUAAACGAGUCUAUACAAUUUUUUAUCUGCCCGCCUUAUUCUUAAAACAUGGUUCGGUACCACUGUAUAAAAUUGUAUGGAAUAAUAAUAAUUUUUAUUAAGGUUACUGUCUUCAUACUAGUAAAUAGAGUAGUGUAUCUAUUUAUGUUCGUCAUUUAUAGUUGGAUUAGAUUAUGUAUUAAUAAUCUACUCAUUUUUUAAUCGAACUAGAUUAAAUCGAUUAUUGAAAAUAAUCACACAGUCUUACAGCCACGUUUCGUAAAUCGUAAUUCUUAUUCAAUUUUAUUUUCAACCGAUUACUUAUACACUAUAGGUUACAAGAUUUUUGGAGUGUCCGGAACUACAUAUGUGUAGUACUGGAACCGGAACACUACUCUCUACGGGUUCCGCAGUUAUUGAACCGGCUGUAAAGCAACGCCUACUGAGACACUUAGAUACGUGCUCAUCGGAAAUCGACUUGGACUUUAGCAACUCUACAGUUGUUAUUCCUGAUGUAAGUAUAUUUUUAGGAUAACUUUAAUUUAAUUCUACACAAUUAUGUCGUACAAUAUUUUGUUUAUCUCUUAACGGAUUAAGGAGUAGAUUUUAUGACAAAAGCGCGCUGGUAAAAAACUUAUUUUGGAAUUAAUAGUUCAUAUAUAUAUAUAUACCAAUAAAAAAUAAAAUUAAUUAUUAUUACACUUUUUUGAUAAUUGUAUAAGUUAUAAUGUAACAGUUAAUAAAUGCAAUUUAUUUAAAUCAAAUACAUUAUUUGUACGGCAACGUGGAACUAGACUAAAAUGACACACAAAAAUGAACCAUUCAAGUACACAGAAUGUCACCACAAUGCCAAUUACGUGGUUCUUCCGUGUAAGUAGAAAACGCUAUUGACGAACCGGUCCACCAGUUUAUCGGGUGGAUGGGUCAAGGCGAUUUGUAGUACGGAAGUUCUUUAGAAAGACGAAUAGUAUAGAAUCAUUUUUAAAUAACUAGAUACGAUAGGAUACUAUUACGAGUUACGGACGUAUUUCGGUUGUAAAUUACUCAUAUAUAUGUCCAUUGGAAAUAUGAACUUCCAAGGAAAGAAAACUCAGCUGCCAGUAAUUUGUAUUUAGACUGUAUACAAUGGCUAGCGCCGUAGCCUAUCUUACCCAUGUAUAUAACUUAAAGCACACGUAUAAGCGACGAAUAACCUGAAGUGACAUGUGAUCUGCGCACACGGGGUCACAAGCUAGAUCACUUGUCUCAUGUCUCAUCAGGACGUUCUUUUUUCAAUGUAUAGCCAUAGAUAGAGAUACUCAGAUAGCGUUGUUUAUAAUACGUGCUUCAAAGUUAAAAUUAUCAAUACAUAUUCAUAAUGUAUUAUCCAAUCAUCAUCGGAUUUCUAUACUGGAUUAUAUAUUACGGACUAAAUCACUGCCAAUAGCCAUGAAACCUGUGUAUCACAAAGUGCCAUCGUACCUAACCAUUAUUAAUAUUUAGUUAUUUAUAGAAUAUAAUACAAGCUGUGUAUAAUUAGAUGACCAUUAUUGAGAUUUUCAAGAUUUUUGAUUCGAAGACAUAAUUUCGAUUUAUUGGGACCAGAACGACCAACCUUGUAUAGUAUAUGGUAUUGGUAUAUAUUUUAACUGUAAAAUAUAUCUUGAUCACACUAUUAAUAGAUUUUCCUCAGUCAGUGCCUAAUUAUUUCUCUAUUUAUUAAGUUUCCUCAUAGUUAUUUACCAAGCCACUUUACAUUAAAUUACAUAAAUGGAGAAUUGUUGGGCAUCGUGUUUUUUCAGUGUUAAUUGUUUAAUUCUUGUCAUCUUGCCCAUAGUUAAGAAAAUAGGUAUGGUGGCAUUAGUUUCAUAUUUGCUGUGAAAUAGUUGAUACUUCACGCCUAUUUUAAUUAGUUUAAUUAAUUAAUUAUGGUACAACAAUAUACCAUAAUUUUUCGGAAUGUAAUAAUUAUACGGAAUGAUAAAAUCCCUGAAUACAGAAUUCCGGAAUGAUAAAAUCCCUAAAUGCAAAAUUCUGAAACCUAAAUUCUCGGAUCUCAACAAUCCAGAAUAUAAUAUUCCGGAAUGAUAAAAUCCUCAAAUGCAAAAUUCCAAAACCUUAAUUCUUGGACCGCAACAAUCCAGAAUAUAAUAUUCCGGAAUGAUAAAAUUCGGAAAUAUAAAAAGCCUGGAACGUAAUAUUUCACUGACCUUUUCUCUUCACCGAAAAUUACUAGAUCUAAUACGUUUACCCAAUUAUUUUAUCUACUUUCCCAAAUUUUUCAUCAGUCCUUUAUCUUCUUUCGCGUUCUACAAGUUGAUCACAUUGCAUAGAUAUUAUUAUUAUCUAUGACGAAAAAAAAUCACUAUUGACUAUAGACGUUUAAUACUAUUGCUACUUAAUAUUUUAUUUUUAUAAACAUCGAUAUUUUUCCGGAUUGUUACGGUCCGUGAUUUUGCGCCCCGGAUUCUUAGAUUCUGGAUUAUUACAUUCCGGGACAUUACGUUACGGAUUUGUAUCGCCUCUAUUGAUAUUAUAUUUCUACCAAAAUAUAUUGUUCAAAAAAUAUGUUUCUGUAAACAUAGAUAAUAAUUAUCGUGUUCACCCAUAGACAAUAAAGUAAUGGAUAGGACAUUAGUAAAUUACAUAUUAAGAUCAUUACAGUAUUGCGGUCCAAUAUAAUAGGAAAUUUAGACCGUUUGUUUACAUUAUUCUAUAUGAUAACCACUGUAACAAAGUAAUUUACCUAUACGAAGUAUAUAAACUCAAUUUCAUUAUUACGUCUUCAUUGAUAAGCCGCCAUGCCCUCUUCAAUAUUUUAUUAUCUAUGUGUUCACUGCAUUGUCCGUACCUAUCAUAGUCCUAGACUUAUUAACCUAUUACUAAGUUUAUAGUAUUUAUUGUGUGUUAACUUAUACUUAAAUUUGAAUGUAAUUAAACAAUAUUAUCAAAAUUAUUAAACUAGAUGAUCAUACAUUCUUAAAAUUUGUAUUAUUCUAUUACUAUCUAAUGUCAUCUAUAAUAUGACAAUGUUUAAUGAGUACACAUAAAUCUUCCUCGAGAAUUCCAGAUCGUAACAUCACUAAAAUACGUUCAGUGGUUCUUGAAAUUAGCGCGAUCGUACUGAGAGACGCACACUGGAUUGCAUAAUACAUACUACUAUACUAUAAUAUAUUGACUAAAUUAAAAAUGUUAUUAGGACGUUAUUGGUGGAGAUGAAGAAUCAAAUUGUAGCACGAUCGACAGUAAAAAUGAUCGUGUAAAAUCUGAACCUCCCAAGAAACGGACUCGUAGUAAAUCUGUGGGUGUAGAAGAUAAGGUGUUAGAUCGCGGUGGCCUGACAGCUAGUGUUGUUGUAGCGCCGACUAAUGAUCCUACACAACCAUUAUCUGUUGUACAGGUUAGUGAUUUUAUUUUCAUAGUUACUUAAAAAUUAUAAAAUAUGUUUUUUGUAAAAUGUAUUGACUAUUUUUAGGUAAUUCCUUCACAACUCCCUGAUGGUCAAGUUGUAUUCCUGUUACCUAGCCACUACGUGCAUUGUCAACAAAACCAAGGGGGCGAAGUAAGACCUCAAGGUGAUGAACCUAUAGAUUUCAGUGUAAAAAGAGAACACGAACACGACAGUAUGUGGAGACCUUGGUAA